This is a messenger RNA of Ilex paraguariensis (yerba mate), 1442 nucleotides long. Lineage: Eukaryota; Viridiplantae; Streptophyta; Magnoliopsida; Aquifoliales; Aquifoliaceae. The record is from the annotation of a GenBank genome assembly.
GCAACACUCUCCCAGCACUUUCUUUUUCACAGCUACCGCCAUCUAGGGUUUCGUCACACUGCCCCGGAAACCCUAGCCCCAAUCCUCUCUUCUCUUCACAAGCAAUCACAUAUAUUAUAUAUACACACAUUUCAAUCACAUCUAUUCAUAUAUAUCCAUACAUAUCCACACGUUUCAAUUGAAUUCCAUUUUUCUGGUCCAGUGGCCAUGGAUGAUGUGUGCGAAGGGAAGGACUUCUCGUUCCCAAACCAAGAAGAAAAAAUUCUCUCAUGGUGGGACUCAAUCAAGGCCUUCGAAACCCAGCUGGAACGCACUAAGCACCUUCCAGAGUACAUUUUCUACGACGGUCCACCCUUCGCUACAGGCCUUCCCCACUACGGCCACAUACUGGCCGGAACGAUCAAAGACAUUGUGACUCGCUAUCAGUCGAUGACUGGUCACCACGUGACUCGAAGAUUUGGGUGGGACUGUCACGGAUUGCCUGUAGAGCAUGAGAUUGACUUGAAGUUGGGGAUUAAGAGCAGGGAUGAUGUGCUGAAGAUGGGAAUUGAUAAGUACAAUGAGGAGUGUAGAGCGAUUGUGACGAGGUACGUGGCGGAGUGGGAGAAAAUGGUGGCGAGAGUGGGGAGGUGGAUUGAUUUUCAGAAUGAUUACAAGACUAUGGACUUGAAGUUUAUGGAGACCGUUUGGUGGGUUUUUGGCCAGUUACACGAAAAGGGUCUGGUCUAUAGAGGUUUCAAGGUUAUGCCCUACAGUACUGGCUGCAAAACUCCACUCUCUAAUUUUGAGGCCAACUUGAACUAUAAGGACGUACCUGAUCCUGAGGUUAUGGUGGCUUUCCCAAUAGUGGACGAUGCAUAUGGUGCAGCUUUUGUGGCAUGGACGACAACACCUUGGACCCUUCCCAGUAAUCUUGCCCUUUGUGUCAAUGCAAAUUUAGUCUAUGUGAAGGUUCGCAACAAGUUCAAUGGCAAAAUAUAUGUGGUUGCUGAAUCGCGGUUGUCAGAGCUUCCUGUUGAGAAAGCAAAAAAAAGCUUCCCAAACGAAGCUGGGAAUGAUUCCCCAAAUCUGAAUUCUAAAACUAAAGGAUCAUCUGGUGGAAAAGCUAAGAAUGUAGAGGAUACCUAUGACGUUUUGGAUAAAUUCUCAGGGGCCUCGCUUGUGGGUACAAGGUAUAUACCAUUGUUUGAUUACUUCAAGGAGUUUUCUGAUGUGGCAUUCAGAGUUGUUGCAGAUGAUUAUGUAACUGCUGAUAGUGGAACUGGAAUCGUGCACUGUGCACCUGCAUUUGGUGAAGAUGACAACCGUGUUUGUAUUGAGCAUCAAAUAAUUAUGAAGGUUGCUGUGUCGGACACCUCGUGUUCACUUCGGCCCUUGACAUUCAGUCCAUGCCCGCAAAUCAUAGCCACUGCCCACACCCAUGCAAGUACAAAUGCAUGCAG